CUUUGUCUCCUUCGACAUAAAAACCGAUUCCCUUUGACCCAGUGGGCUGAAUAUCAACGUUCAUAUCCUCAUGGAAGACGUAAAGCAAUCCCAAGGCGCCGUUACAUAUCCCGACCCACCUCAGAACUUUGGGAGCGCCCCAUUGAGCAUCCUCGUCGCUCUGUUCGAGAGGCUCCAGAUCGAGCGGAAACAGGAUAGGCGAAAGAGGCUUUUGGCUGGCUGGUUUAACAAAGACCGAGAGCGCGCGACAUAUGGCUUGAAGGAGAAGACUCUGGCACGGACGUAUAUCAAGCUCAUACCAUUGAACAAGAAUGACAACGACGCUCAUCGACUACUGAACUGGAAAAGGCCGACCGAGAGAAAUAAAUCUUCCGGAGACUUCUCGUCAGUGCUAUUCGAAGUUGUCAGCAAGCGGUCCUCGGUCAUCGAAGGGUCACUGUCUAUAGACGAUUUGAAUAACCUUUUGGACGAACUUUCUCAAAAGAAGGAUUUUGAAGAUUGUGCUCGCACCAUGCAGCGAGUCUACAACAGGGCAACGCCGGAGGAGCAGCGCUGGAUCGUGCGGAUCAUUCUCAAAGACAUGGUCAUCUCGGUGAAGGAAACGACUGUCUUCUCUGUGUUUCAUCCCGACGCACAAGAUCUGUAUAACACGUGCUCUGACCUCAAGAAAGUGGCCUGGGAAUUAUGCGAUCCUGCUCGUCGACUGGGAGCUGAGGACAAAGCAAUCCAACUAGCGCAUGCAUUUGCACCGAUGCUGUGCAAGCGACCGACCAAAGCCAUCGAUGGAACAGUCAAAGAGAUGCAUGGCUCCGAGUUCUUCAUUGAGGAGAAGUUGGACGGCGAACGAAUGCAACUCCACAUCAACGAGAAACGCGAGUUCUUUUACUGGUCGAGGAAAGGAAAGGACUACACCUACCUGUACGGUAAUCAUGACAAGGAGGGCAGUCUGACCCCUUACAUUGCUCGAGCAUUCGAUUCUCGGAUCAAAAACAUCAUUCUCGAUGGAGAAAUGCUUGUCUGGGAUCCUGACUCGUCAGCCUAUCUUCCCUUUGGCAAUCUCAAGACGGCCGCUCUCGGUGAGUGUGUGUUGUCGAUGUCGGUGGACCCGCUCAUGAUUCCGGCUGAAGACACGAUUGUGAAAAACAGCAGAGAUGACAAGAAGAAGCCUCAUCCAUGUUUCAAAGUCUUUGAUCUAUUGUAUCUGAAUGACCAGUCCCUCAUCAGCAAGUCACUCCUCAUGCGCAAGAAGAAUCUCCGGGCAUGUGUUACACCCAACAACCACAUCAGUUUUGCCGAGGAGUGUCGCGGAAAGACUGUCCAAGACGUCAAAAACCAAAUGAACAAAGUACUCGAAAAUCGAGGAGAGGGUCUUGUGAUCAAGCAUCCUGCUUCUCAGUACGUGUUGAACGGCAGAAAUAUGGAUUGGAUCAAAGUCAAACCUGAGUACCUCGACAAUUUGGGUGAAACCGUAGACGUGUUGGUGGUCGCUGGUAACUACGGCUCAGGAUCCCGAGGCGGCAAAGUUUCCACGCUGGUUUGCGCUCUUGCUGAUGAUCGAGUGACAAACGGAGAGAGAAAGUUCACAACGUUUGUGCGCAUCGGCACAGGCCUUACGUACUCGGAUUAUUUGUGGAUCCGGGAAAAGCCUUGGAAACCUUGGGACUCCAAAAAUCCGCCCGCAUUCCUACAGACUACCAAGAGAUCUCGUGAGGAUAAGGGCGACGUGUAUCUCCUCCCGGAAGAGUCUUUCAUCCUCAAAGUCAAAGCGGCCGAACUGGUGGAAUCGGAUCAGUAUCAUUCGGGAUUCACCAUGAGGUUCCCCAGAGCAUUGUCAAUCCGACACGAUCUCGAGGAAGACGAUUGCAUGCCUUUUACGGCCGUGCGUGACAUGCUGGAAUCCAAAAAUUCCAAGUCUGGGCAUAAGAGAUUGAAUGAUGAGCACGAGGAGUCUCUCCCAGCCAAGAAAAAGCGGAAGAUUACCGCCAAGAAGCCUGAAGUCAUCGCCGGUUCAACUGGGCAGAAGCUGGAUAAAGUUGCUGUGGUGUCGGAUCUGUUCGAGGGGACGACUUUUGUCGUCCUUCCUGAUCCGAGCUCGAAAAACCAGGACCAGGAGAAGAAAGAACUGUGUGCAUUAAUCAAAGCACACGGAGGGGUUUUGGCCAAUCUCGCGCGACAGCAGUCUCCGAUCUUCAUUGUGUACGGUGGGUCGAAAAGAUAUCUGGAAAUCGUCAACUACAUUAAGAAGGGAGUAUACGAUAUUAUCAAGCCAGAUUGGGUGAAAGACUCCGUUGCACUCGGUGGUUGGGCCCCUCUGCGCAAGAGUUAUUUCUUCCAUGCCACCUCGCUUCGUGCUGAAAGCGAUGAAUACAACGAGAACAGUGCCAGCGACAAUGAAUCGCCAGCAGCAGAAAGAUUGGAACCUGUCAAGAGCGAAGCGGACGACAUUUCGCCUGUCGGUGUCAAGGAGGAGCGAAUCGUGGAUCCCGCUUUGCUUGAUUGGUUCCAAGUUGGGACAACUGACGCUGACGACAAGCAUUCAAAGCCUUCCACCGACGACGAUUCGGCGACGGACUACGAUUCUGACAACGCGGAUGUUGCCGACAACGACCCGGAUGACGAAUGGGAUAUCAAGUCUGAGCCAGACGAGCAAAUACCAGAUGAGAAAUCUGGUGAAGACGCGUCUUCGACAGUCAAGAUAGGCGAGGAUGACACAGCCAUGCAGUACGACCAGGAGCACAUCUUCAAGCACUUGUCAUUCUACCUGGAUUCCCCGGAAAACGCGAAGCGCAACGGGUUUUCUCUGAAAAGCAAGAAUGAAAAGGCUAUUCAACAGAGUUUUGACGAAUUGGCGCAGCUGAUUGAGGGCAGUGGAGGAAAGAUCGUCGACCUGGACGAAGCGCGCCUCACUCAUAUCGUCAUCGACAAACGCGAUGACAGCCGCCGAGUGGAAUUCAUCAGGCGAACGGCACAACCCAAACGAAGACGUCUUGUGAUUUCAGAAUAUAUACAGGCAUGUCUCGACGAAGAAACGCUGCUGGAUGAAGAAGAAUUCAAUCCCUUUUUUACUAUCAUCUACUGCUCUGUCUACGCCGCUCCAAAUCUUGGUAUUCUCGCGUCGUUUCACACGUUCUCCACCCCCUCCAACUCUUGUCUGAAACCCACCUCGAAAAAACGGGUUUCGCCCACUAGCGUGUGUCGCGCUCGUCAUACGAUGGACAACACGCAGGACUCCCCCAUUUCUCAACUCUUAAAUACCCUGGGUAUCACCCGAGAGGAUCUCAACCGGCGCAGUGACCAAAUGCGGCAAUUCCUCACCUCGGAACACGCGACGGGCUCACGCGUCUCAGCCCAUGCCUCAACAUCCUCGACCUCCUCUGAUACUCAACCUCUUUCCCGCACAAGCAGCUCAGCUGUCAUCUCCACGCGUCAUAUCUCGUGUGAGAGCCCCACGUCUCCCCGCGACGCGUCUCCGACCACGUCUGUCACGACGCCGGUCAAAUCCGAGCCCGAGGACGACGACGUACUCCCCACACGCCCGUUGGACAACAUGGAGAUGGUCCUCGAGCGCCAGAGGCUUAGAAGAAGGCAGAAACGCGUGCAAAGACAGGAAAGCGUUGGCCCGUCGACCUCCGACUCGGAACCAAUAGCGGGCCCUUCCCAUCAUGCAUCGGAUAACCCUGAUGAACAGUACGAGCAAACAGGCUUGGAUCUCCCUCCUAUCACACCGUCACGCAGCAAGCACUACCGCGAACACACAUCUUACGCGUCUGGGCCUAUCAAGGAGGAAUCACCCUCCCCGACGCGCCCUGCCACUCAACAAUCUGGCAAACCAGCGAAUGCGUUUCCACACCUUUAUGCAGCCCUCAUGCAAGGCCAGUUCCAGUUUCGAAGUGCCCCACCCGGGCUUAGCUCCAAGUUCGAGACGCCUCAGAAACCGAGGCCGUCGAAAGCCACUGCAGCAGCCAGCUCCCCCCUUCCGCCUUCUUCGCCGCCCGCAGCUUCGUCUCCGGUCUCGUCGCCAGUGAUGCAGCGGGUUUUGAAUUAUGUAUCUUCUCCCGGACUGGGUGAUGACUUGGCCGAAGAAGAUCGCAAGGAGCCACCAUAUAAGUUGCCGCCGGGCCCGUAUUCCCACCAGCGACCUCACCAUUCAUACGCUGGCCUGAUCGGGCAGGCGAUUCUGUCCUCGAGAGAGCAUCGUCUGACUCUGCAAGAGAUAUACGAAUGGAUCGCGACGGUCCAUCCCCAUUUCAAACGCGGCGAACGGACGUGGAUGAACAGUAUCCGGCAUGUACUAAGCACAACCAUACAUUUCCGCAAGAUAACACGCGAGCGGUCGGCUGGCCGGUCGCACUGGGCUAUAUUCGAUGAAGAUUUAGAUUGCUUCGUCGAUGGAGGAUACAGAAAACCGGGGACUCAGCCCAAACGACUGGGACUGAUGCGUCCCAAACCAAGGAAGCGAAGUGCGGAGGAAAUGGAAGAUGACCAGGGCGCCAAUGCGACUGUCGGUGGGCCGAUGGUGCCGAGGACAGCGAAGAGGCUGAAGCCGGAUGCUCUGUUGGUGACGGAUCCCCAGCCGGGUCCAUCGAGACCUCCUGGGCUGCUCCCUGCUCUGGUCCAUCACAGCGUACAUUCGAUGCGAACGCCGGUUCAAGCCACACCUCAGCAACAGAGUUACUACGAUAGCUGCGUCGUCAACAACACGUUGCCGACAUUUGGCGCAGUCCUUCCAGCACUCGCCACACCGUAUCGCUUGGUAACAACGAGUACAGUGGCUUCAUCGCCGAUCCAGCCACCGCCUCCAACAUCAUCACCUGUGGCGGACAGAUCAUCGUCGCCGAUCUCGCCGUCCUCGCCACCGGAUCUCACGCCACAAGUUGGCUCAUCGAGUCCCAGUGAGGGAGAGCCUCUGCCAGAGUCGGUCGCUGCAGAGGAUGCUGCGUGUGUCGUCACCGAACAAGAUGAAGAGGCAGUCGUCGGAUCGCUUCUGGGUCCUGUCGAGUUUCUGGAUAAACCGCGGGAAAUUAUACAUGCACUACCCACAAGCCAGUUGCUGCAACCCGGGAUCAACCUGGACGGUUCGGAGGAUGAAGACGAAGUGCCGUUGAUGGCGCUUGCCAACAAGAACUCCUCGUCGUUCCCUCCGUUGGUGCGCCGCAAGACCGCAGCCGCAGCUAGACAGCGGACCAAAGGAAAGAACAAGAAGGGCAAGGCCCGGGUAGUGAUCCCUUCGACCCCACCUCGAGCUCGGCGAGCGUUUUCACCUGACCGCAGCCCGCUUUCGAACAAGGGUGCUGCCUCUUCUCCGUUCCGAACUCCUGGCGGGCACGGUCUGUUCGGCUUAUCGCCAUUCCGAACCCCCGGAGGCAGUCGAGGGAACGGCAUACUGGAUCCUCACGAUCCGUCUGCUCUGCUUGACGCGGAGUUGCGCAAUUUCAAGAGUCUGGGGCAGGACAGUCCGGCUGGACUGUUUGGCAAAGAUAACUUGUACACCAGUCCGAAUCCCAUCGACGGUAGUCCUGGCAAGUAUGCCAGAUGGUGGUAG
Molecule: messenger RNA, 5542 nt
Organism: Mycena citricolor
Lineage: Eukaryota; Fungi; Basidiomycota; Agaricomycetes; Agaricales; Mycenaceae
Source: the annotation of a GenBank genome assembly